Phycomyces blakesleeanus NRRL 1555(-) is the source of this 915-nucleotide messenger RNA. RefSeq lists its product as hypothetical. The record is from RefSeq and is a predicted model, not a curated record. Gene Ontology annotation, cellular component: plasma membrane. The transcript is spliced from 9 exons. Bases 110 to 874 code for a protein of 254 amino acids. Lineage: Eukaryota; Fungi; Mucoromycota; Mucoromycetes; Mucorales; Phycomycetaceae.
AGAAUUUGAAGAAGAACUUCAACCUGGAAUUGCAAGACAUGGAAUACAGCCCUCUUACUUUAAAGAGCUUCAGAUCGAUGACGCUAUACCUCAUGGAGUCUAUGAAAGCAUGAUGAAUACAAUUGGAACAGCAAUAGGGUUCUUUGGUGCAUUUCCAUGUAUUGUUUGCCUGCCAAAUCCCUACCGACGUGUCGGUCAAGGCUCGGUUGGACUUGUAACUCGAUUCGGAAAGUUCUAUAAAUGUGUGGAUCCCGGGCUUGUAAAAGUUAACCCUGUCACAGAAUCUAUCAGAAAAGUUGAUAUUACUGUACAAAUCACAGAGAUACCAAAGCAAGAAGUCAUUACAAGAGAUAAUGUCAGCAUUAUUAUUGAAUCCGUGCUCUAUUGGAUAGUUAUUGAUCCAUAUGAGACUGUGUUCGGUGUAGCCAAUGUCAAGAUUGCCUUGAUAGAAAGAGCGUUGACAAGUCUUAGAGAUGUGUGUGGAAGUCACUACCUCCAAGAUCUUAUUGAAAAUCGUGACAUGAUUUCAAGAAAGCUUCAGGAAAUCAUUGAUCCUAUUGCCAAUGCGUGGGGUGUAAAGAUUGAGGCAACAUUGAUAAAGGAUAUUACAUUUUCUCCCCAACUUCAAGAAGCGCUGUCGUCUGCUGCUCAAGCAAAACGUCUCGGAGAGUCUCGUGUGAUCGCUUCUAGGGCCGAAGUAGAAGCAGCAAAGCUGAUGAGAGAUGCGGCUGAUAUGCUUAACACACGGCCUGCUAUGCAAAUGAGAUACCUUGAGACUCUUACGUCCAUGAGCCGUAAUGGACAAGGACCCAAGACAAUAUUUAUGCCGUUGCCUUCAAGCACAGGGGAAAACUCAAAUUCUAUUGGAAUCUAAUAAAAGGAAAAAAAAAACACUGCCAUCAAAGCAGAGCUGUG